Messenger RNA from Alligator mississippiensis (American alligator), 5547 nucleotides. RefSeq names its product family with sequence similarity 124 member A (gene FAM124A). Bases 344 to 1927 code for a protein of 527 amino acids. The record is from RefSeq and is a predicted model, not a curated record. Lineage: Eukaryota; Metazoa; Chordata; Crocodylia; Alligatoridae. The transcript is spliced from 5 exons.
CUCCAGCUCGCUCGCCCAGCCCAGGCUUUGUCUAAAUAAAACCUGACACUCGUGCGAGGGAGGCGGGGGAAGGCGCGCGCGGCAGGGACCAGCUGCUGCGGGGCGGAGCGGCCGCGGCGGCGGCGGGCACUGGAGGCCGCCCCACAGGGGCCGGCGGGCGGGCAUGGAGCCCUGACGCCCGCCAUGGAGAAGGCGGCGGGCGGCGACGAUGAGUGCGUGGACUCGGGGGCCGAGACAGGCGGGAGAUGCAUGUGAAGAUACCUGUGGUCAGAAGCUCUGCUGAUCUGUGUCUUUUGGGUGGAACAAAGCAUAGCUGAGGGUGUGCAGGUCUGAGUACAGCCGUAUGUCCUCUACUAGCAGUGAACUUUCUGUGGAAGAUGUACACGAUCCUUUCCUCGUUAGUGUUCAUAUUAUCACAGAUCCAGGUGAAUCCAAGAUUCUCCAACAAGCUAUUGAUAAGUUGUUAGCUUGGAUCCAUCCAGACCUCCAGCUAUUCCGAGUUUCAGAAAGACGGAUUGCGAGGAAGCGCAGCAAGUCUAUCAAGGCUGCUGUCUCUCAGCCAGCCCUUGCUGUCAUCUUGUUUCUGCAGGAGGACUAUGGAGAAGAACCAAUUUUGCAGCUCCAUGAAGCUUUUCAAAGACCACCAUGGCAUUAUCACCAUAGAGAACAAGUGCAUGGCAAGUUCCUUCCAUACUUACCAUGCAGUCAGGACUUCUUUACUCUGGCCCAAGGGACCCCGCUGUGGGCCAUCCGGCCGGUGCAUUAUGGGAAAGAAAUUAUCCGUUUCACCAUAUACUGCAGAAAUGAGAACUUUGUUGACAUGUUGAAGCUGUAUGAAUUAAUCCUGAAAAGACCAGUGUGUCAGAAAAAGGCAGAUUUCUGUGUCUUUACUGUCUAUUCCAACAUGGAUAUAGACGUUCAAUUCUCCUUAAAAAGACUCCCCAAAGGCCAGAUUCCAACACUGACAGAGUCCGCAGUACUGGAGUUCCGAGUAAAAGAUGUUGGACAUCUUGUUCCUCUCUUGCCGAAUCCUUGUAGCCCCAUCAGUGAAGGCAGGUGGCAAACAGAAGACCAUGAUGGGAAUAAGAUCCUUUUGCAGCAAACACGCACUUGCUAUACAAAGUCUACUAAGCAGAACAAGCUUCAGUACCCAUCUUCAUCAAGGGACUCCCACUUCACUCCUUCGCCAGCCUUCAUACCUCACAGUCCCAGGCCUGCUGCUGACCAAAAUAAUGAGCAUCCCCAGAGAGCUGGUCAAAACAAGCCACAUCAUGUAAAUGGUCUUGGGGCCUCCCAGAAGGACUUGAAAAAUGUUGACCAAGGAGACUUCACCCAAAUCUCCAAUGAUGUCUCCAGCACCUCAUGGUCAUUUCAGCGAAGCAAGUCUCUCUUCUGCCUGCCCACAGUGAGCUCCUCUCCAGGCUCAGAUUUUCUUCACUUCAGUGAACCAUCCCAGAUUUUAUGUACCGGGUCACCUGUAAAUAGAUUAAAAACAUGGAGGUGCAGCCCCAAACUUAAUAUAGAUGACCUGGAAGGGGUGCUGGAGACUGAUGUGGACACAGGGAUGAAGCUGUCCUUUUCAGAUCUAUCUGUGGUCUCUGCAUACUCAGCCCUUAAUGGAUUUUGCAGUGAUUUGGAAGCUUCUCUUCCCUCCCAAAGGCGAAGGGUCAGUAAAUCCAAACAGGUGCUCUCCAAAGGAAGGCCACUCUCAUUCAUGUGCAAUACCCUGGAGUUUUCUGGUGGUUCACUUCCUUCUCUUUCUGAGUGGUCUUCCGGCUCCUUCAUGUCACAUCCAGAAUCCCCCUUAGCAUCUCACUCCCAGCUCAAACAGUCGCUGAGAACAACCCCUUGUUCUCUGAAUGGCAAUAAACCACCUGGAGGUAUGCAGCCAGGUCCUCCAGCUAAUGAAGAAGAAUUCUACAUCUGAGCCUUCUCUGUACUACACCCUUCAUUGUAAAUACAUGCAUGUGUGGAUUAUAGCAGUGCACUUCUACCUUCUGAGCAAGCUGGGCAGCUAAGAAACAUCCUUGCUCAUUGCUGAGGGAAAGGUAUUGCACCGAAGUGUGCUAAAUAUCAGAAAGGGUGUCCACACAGCACGGUGAUGGGUGCCUCAGAAACAUGCAUAAUAAUACAGGGUAAGAUUGUGCCCACCAGAUUCAUACUGAUAGGAUGGUCUGCAUUUAGUUCUUCCCAUGGUCAGGCUGAUGAGGGGUUUUGUCACUGAUCUUUAGCCUGUGGUAAAGGAAGUGCCAAGAGUGUAAUCCAUCUUUCCCCAGCAAGCAGCUGGAAAGACACUGAAAAGAAAAUGCAACUAAGAGCUGCAGUAACUUCUCUGAGAAGCACUUGCAGAGAGCCUGAUUUCCUUCUUCCAAGAGGCUCCAGAAUCAGGUAGGCAGACUGGUAGAGUAGCUCCAGUGGAGUCAGACAAAGUGGUUGAGUGCCAAGCAGUUCAGGCCACCUCCUGGUCUCUGGGAAUCUGCAGAUUUGGAGAGAAGCCACUUAUCCAUGCCCUCAGGAAGAAGGAACCCACCACAUGCCCACCCUAGAAGAGUCGGACUGAGAGGAAUCUAGGGUAGCUCUACUCCGCAUCUUCCCCAAAGUGCACCCCAUUGUUUUUUUCUGAUGUGAGGAGAAUGGAUUGUUAGGACUGCAAUGCAACUCCCUAUUUUGGGGAUCUGUUAUUAUUUUAGAGGUAAAAAUCCAUUUCAUACAGAAGUUUAGCAUGCCUGGUCCUAGCUCAAGAGCAUUUGUGUCUGUAUAAAACACAUUUCUAGCCAGACUUGUAUUUUUAAUUUAUCCAGAGGGGAAAAUGCGUACAGUUUUACUGGUUUGGGCUUUCUGGGCUUUCAAGUUAAAGUAUUGGCAAGCUAUUCUGGUCUAAUUAUUUUUGGUAUUUAAGGAAAAAAUGUAACUGUAACAAGCGUUUCAAAUUGCAUCACAUGUCCAGAAAAUGUCUUCCUGUGUUACAGUACUGGAACUGGCUACUGCCCUGACCUAGCCAGUAAGAGAACUUAGGUUAAGGUAGUGCAUAUAUAUGUAUAUCUACAUUUAAUUCAUAGACAAGAACAGUUAAGUAUAGCUGCAGAGUCAUCCCUCUGAUAAAGCAAGUAUAUCAGCAUUAAAGGAGAAAAACUAAGCACCUGGUAUUACUCAGAAGAAUAUCCAGUUUUCAAAGCAAACAUCCUAAAUAAAUAGUUACACAAGAAGACUGGAAUAAUCUCCUAAACUACAUUCUGGUCCCCACAGUAAAUACAUAGUUUAUAACUUCCCACAAAUCAUACUUUAAAAAAAAUCCAUCCCCAUAUAGGCUGAGUGAAUUAAAUCCAAAUUUAGUUAUUAUAUAUCAAUUAAAGUCAUUCUCCAAAUCCAUGAAAGACCUGGAAUUCAUGGGCAGGGCUGAAAGAGGGAUCAGACAACUUAAGUCACUGUCCCUUGUUCAUGCUGGUCAGUCUUUUUUUUUCUCCCCCCACAUUGACAGGGAGUGGCACAUCAGCCUUACCUACAAGUUUCCUUCCCGUUGUCAGAAACACUUGGAAUACAAACUGUGUUUAAUCCUCGUUUUUUAUAUUAUCUAUAAUCUAUUCUAGAUGCAGACAUGCAAUUGGGAAUAUCAGCAUUUUUUUCACAGAGUAAUUCAGGUUCACUCCUAGACUUAGUGAACUGCCCUGUUCAGAGAUGACUGGAAGUGGAAAUAGCAGGAAUGAGGGAUGUGACAUGGUAUUUGUAUAUGCACCACUUCUGGGCCUGCUCCAAAUUCUCUAAGUCCAUAAGAGUCUUUCUGUUGACUUCAGAGGGCUACAGGUAACAGUAGUGCUAUGAGCUUAAUUCUCCACUGUCAUUGUUACUGUAUGUUGUCAUUUACACCUGGGCAAACCAUGUAUAAAACACCAGCAGCUGACGGUGAUAGCAGUUUAUGGCCACUUCACAGAUGCCAAUGCAAGGUACAAUGUAGAGAAGAAUUAGUUCCCAUAGGUGUGACUCCAUGCUUCAACUCUGCUCUGUGUAUCAGUGCAAGGCUAAAUGAUGAAAUAGGACCAUGUAUCCAUUGGUCAAACCAUUUUGACCAAGAGCAGUUACUUCCAGAGAUGACAAUCAGCAGAAAUGAGUUGGCUUAAACCAGUCAAAAAGUUCUAGCAUUUCUUAUUUGGGGGGAAAUUAUCUCUUCUAAAUUAUUUUUAAUAAUGCUAAUAAAAAUUGAUCCAUACAUGGAAUCAAAAAUUUCUCUGAAAACCAGCUUCGGUUGACAUGUUUGUUAUUUCCUGAAACCAUGUCAACAUUCAGCCUCUUGAAUGUGGCUUAUGCUGCUAACGGAGAAGACUUUGAAAAUCCUGUUAAUCUACAGUGCGCCUUAUGACUGGAAUUCAGGAGAUCUGAGUGCAAUGCCAUGACACUGUAGAAACCACUGAUGAUGAUGGGAGGCUGCAAGAUAAGCACAAGAAAGGUCCUCACCAAACAGCAACUGCUAGGCUCAAAUAUGCUAACCCACGCAUAUGGGAAUAUCCAAGUUCCAGACUGUACCGCACAAACCAUAACAGGAAUGAAGCCAAAUUAAUUUCAACAGGCUCAGAACUGAUAUUGCCUCCAGUGGGGGUUUUUUCUCUCUCUCCAAGUACUCCAAUGCUGUUUACUCCUGUUUAACUAGAAAUUCAUGUUUUAAUGAUUUAAUUUCUGUAUGAAUAAUUCAUGGUGCUUGUAACCAAAUUUGCAAUGGCAAAAUGUCUCUCUGUCAGGGAUAACAAUAAUAUUGUACUGACACCUUUUUUGCUGUAAAAGUAAAAGCCAGCUUUGAAGAGUGAACUGAUGAAGGUAAGUUCCAUUAAUUCCCCUUUCCAUCAUAAGAAAGGGACCUGAACUGGAGACGCACAAGGUUCAUGAGCAUUGUGCUGACUUGUUUUAUUGUUAAAUUAUGAAUAGUGUUAUAAGAAAAUGUUGUCAUGAAGGUUUCCCUUUACCUUCUUCCCUUUGCCAUCCCAGAAUUUUUUGCUUCUAUUAAAUAAUUAGAAAUCGAAAGUUAGUUGAACUUAAGCUUGUGUGUGUUCAUUUAUUAGACACACUAGACUCUGUUAUCACUUUGUCUCAGACUUCAAAAUAAACUCUGUGUCAGAUGUGAGCACUUCAGUUCUGGGUACUGCUGAUCCAUACAAUAAAUAUGAAAUAAAACCAGCCCUAAUUAUUAGGCCUGUGCCUUAUUUUAGAUUCAGAUUUAUCUCUAUAGAUGAGAUCUUACUUCUCCUUUUCAUUUUUUAUUUUUACCCUAUUAAAGCUGAAGGUUAUGAUGAAAGUUUUUAGAACCUAUAGACAUUAUUCCAACUCAGUUUGUCACCUGGAUUAUAACAACACUUUCCUUUUAUGUCCUCAACCUUUGGUCUUUGUCCAACAUAUACAUCACAAAAGUAAAGUCUCCCUCUCUCUCUCACUCUCCACCCCCACCUCCCUCCCUCUGCACCAUCCUCACCUUCCCCUAUCCCCAUCUAUUUAUCAUUAGGAGAUUGAGCAUAUUCUAGAAUUGAACAAUAUAUGCAAAUAAAAGCUUUAUAUUCAAUUGUA